Messenger RNA from Limulus polyphemus (Atlantic horseshoe crab), 3458 nucleotides. RefSeq names its product transcriptional activator protein Pur-beta-A-like. Bases 144 to 875 code for a protein of 243 amino acids. Gene Ontology annotation, biological process: regulation of transcription by RNA polymerase II. Gene Ontology annotation, cellular component: nucleus. Gene Ontology annotation, molecular function: RNA polymerase II transcription regulatory region sequence-specific DNA binding; DNA-binding transcription factor activity, RNA polymerase II-specific; purine-rich negative regulatory element binding. The transcript is spliced from 7 exons. The record is from RefSeq and is a predicted model, not a curated record. NCBI's taxonomy places the organism in Eukaryota, Metazoa, Arthropoda, Merostomata, Xiphosura, Limulidae.
UAGUGUCAGGAAGAAGAGGCGGAGAAGGAGAGCUCGUAUCGACGGUUUUUCGAGUGCUGUUCAGGUGCAUUAAGAAAGGCAGUAGUCGUAGGUUGGCCAGGUAGGCAUUGGAAGGCUGACGGGCGGGAAGCAGGAAGAAGGGAAUGGCUGGACCGGGAGGAAGAGGGCAGCUUAUGCCACCCCCUGAAGAAGAACUGGCUACAAAAGUACUGCAGAUACAGUCCAAACGGUUUUACUUGGAUGUUAAGCAGAACAGAAGAGGGAGAUUCAUCAAAGUUGCUGAGGUUGGUCCCGCAGGUAGAAAGAGUCGUCUGUUAUUAGCAAUGUCCACAGCUCUAGAACUGCGAGAUCAUUUGACAUCUUUUAGUGAAAUAUACGCUUCACUGGGUCCACCUAAUCCAGAUAACUUACCAGAAGAUGGUAAGUUAAAAAGUGAAGUGAUGAUAAAAGAAAACAGAAGGUAUUACCUUGACCUUAAAGAAAAUUCUAGAGGAAGGUUUUUACGGAUUUCACAAACAAUAGCCAGAGGAGGUCCACGUUCCCAAGUUGCUGUACCAGCACAGGGAAUGAUAGAAUUCCGUGAUGCUCUAACUGACCUUCUAGAAGAAUUUGGCACAGAAGAUGAUAUGUCAUAUGGUAGAUUCAAAGGUGAGCUUCCUGAAGCUCGUCAUAUGCGUAUAGAAAACAAGAACUUUUAUUUUGACAUAGGCCAAAAUAGCAGGGGGAUCUAUAUGCGAAUAUCUGAGGUGAAGAGCAACUUUAGGACUGCAAUCACCAUUCCAGAAAAAUCAUGGGGCCGUUUCCGAGAUAUAUUUUCUGAAUACGUGGAGAAGUUGAAGGAACUGUCUGAUAAGCCAGCUGAGGAGGGUAAAUGAGAGUAUAGGGAUCUAGCAGGCAAAAACUGCAAGUAGUACAAGGCACAAAUACAAGUGAAAUCAGUACAUUAUUAAAAGUUCUGGACUGUUGUGCUUCUGACAUUAGUAGGUACUGUGUUACCUCGUCCCAAAGACAGAGAGAGUCUUUUAGACAUUGGCAAGAAAACACCUGUCCUCCGUGCAUUAAGACAGUGGACACCCUCCAUUGUAUAUGGUUUUGUAAGUAAACACUUUGCCAGAGCUACAUGCUCACUUCACUUCAGUACUGAUGAGCUGGUUACUGGACUGUUGGGGGAAUGAGACGGUGCCAUCAUUUUUCGUUGAGGAGGAAAUUGAUGGCAUAUGUCUUAGCUUUCAAACCAGAGGCAUCACUACACUGGAGUGAUGGCAGGUCAAAGUCCUUGCUUUGCAAUAGCCUGUAAACAGAAAUCUCUUAUUUCUGAGUAUUGGGUCUUAAAAGAAAGUUCAUUCCAUUGUAUUUAAAAAGAAAAAAAAGUUAGGGAGUAUAAUAGACUCAUCUGUGUUAAGAGCAAAAUACACUUUUAAAAUCUGAAAGAACCAAAGUUACAAAUUGAAUGUGGAGAAAAGAAAUGGAUAUGUUUAAUGUAUGAUGUAAACCUUUUAAGAUAUUAUAGGUCAAGCAUCUGUUUGAAGACAAAAAUUAUUUGUUGCCAAAAAAAAUAAAAAAUUGACGUCCACUAGUGGAAUUUUACAGGUUUCGAGAUAUAUUCUAAUACAGUGUUAAGAUCGUACAACAACCCACUCACCCCAAAAAUUAACCCUUUCAGGACCAGUGUACACUUUUCAGUUGUUGAGUGCAAAUCGGCAUAUUAAAUUUCUAUAUUUAAAUAAAAAUAAUUUUAAUUUUAUUUAAACAAUUUUUAACUAAAAAUAUUUUAGAAUUCAUAUGGUAUCAUUUUGUAAUAUUUGUUUAAUAUAAUUAGCAAAAAAAACUUUUUAAAAAAAUCUUCAAAUAUUAAUUUCUGUAUAGCUAUGAACAGUCUUGCCUGCAAACAACACACCAUUUUUUGUUUUUUUUUAGAAUUUUCUGCCUACCUCAAUACAGACAUUAGUAUUUGCUAAGAAGCUAUCAUCCUUAUAUUGUUUCUUUUAUGGUCUUUCUUCUCUUUUUCUACUUUCAUUACUACAUGCUUCAAUUCACAUCUCUUUAUGAUUUCACAAGAUGUGACCCGAACAACUACAAAUGAAGUUUCAGCUUUUAAAAUAGUUACAGGAAAGAUUUAAAUAUGACUGGAUAGAGCAGGUUAUAAAGUAAUUAUAUCAAUGUAGGGUGACUAAAGUGAUAUGAAAAGCAAUUUAUGGUUUUGUGGAAAAGUGACAAGUUGUAGCUCACGGUUAGAAGAACACAAAUUUAAUUGGAGGUUUAAAAGACUGAGAGAAAACUCAUAGUCCGGAGAAUUUAUUUUAGUUUUUUUAUAUAUAUAUAUUUUUUCCUCUAGAAAAUGAUUUUACAUUAACCUGUAUUUGUUUUAAAGCUAUAGAAAUGUUCUUCUUUGACAAGACAUCAGGUAAGCUGAGUUAGGUUUAGUGGGUAUAGUAGGCAACUUCAAAUUUUUUGAUGACUUAAAUCCUUAUUUAUUAAAUAUUAUUGUUAAGUUUAUUGUAUUCAAACAAUACACACAAGUAGAAGAACUUAUUAUUUAUUCUAAAAGAUACUAUAUUUAUUAGAUAUAAAUUGAUUUCUAACAAUAAUAAUGCUAUGACACCAUUAGAGAAAAAGUAAAUAAAGUUAUCUAAAUAAAGUCAAAACUAGAUAAUAUUUAGUAAGUUUUUUUUUUGUAAAUAUCAUGGAAUUUGCUUAAGUAUGUUCAGCAUGAAAAGAAAAAAUCAGUAGGUGUCAGUGACACUCGUUCUGGUCCAGAAAGGGUUAAAUAUAUAAAAAAAUAAAAGAUUUGUACUUGAAAUAGCAAAAGUAUUGUUUGAGUUAUUAUUUCUGAUUUAGACAAGAGAAAGCUUCAACUUUUUUUUUUAAAGCUUAACUGUAUAUGUUGUUAAUAAUAACCAGUAAAUUAAACAAAUGAAGUCGAACUUACGAUAAGCAAUGGAAAUAAGUAACACUUUCAGUUCCUUGCAUAGAUAGAUUAAUGGUGUUAACCUUGGAGGUGUGGUCAUAAUGGCUUUUUUAUCAUUUAAACAUACCUCUUAAGUUCUGAUGGACAAGAUUGCUCUCUGUUUGUUUCUUUUUAAUGGUAAUCAAAAAUUGUAUUUAGGACACACUGCCAUUAAAGUUUGGUUGGAUUCAAAUAUUGGUCUGUUAUUGGUUAGGUGCAACAUUAAUACCAAGUACCUGUUAUGUUAGUGACAAAGUGUUGAAUGUUGUAACAUAGAAAGAAAAGUUCCAAGUAAAAUCUUGAUCUUUUUUUUGUUUAUUUUUCAUCCUUUUGCUGUGAGUGAAAUGUUUAAGAGCCCUUAGAUUGUUUUCUUACAAAAUACAAAGUCUUAUUAUUUUACUUAAUUAGUCUCUUUAAAGACAUUUUAUCUGAAUUAUUUCUUUUUUGUUAUGAUCACUGCCCUCUAUGAAAAGGCUGUACAAUUAUCAACAAUAAAACUUGCUAUGAUAAA